Molecule: messenger RNA, 3267 nt
Organism: Cyprinodon tularosa
Lineage: Eukaryota; Metazoa; Chordata; Actinopteri; Cyprinodontiformes; Cyprinodontidae
Product: lysosome-associated membrane glycoprotein 1
Exons: 6
Coding region: 105-1049 (314 amino acids)
Biological process (GO): tRNA aminoacylation for protein translation
Cellular component (GO): membrane
Molecular function (GO): aminoacyl-tRNA ligase activity; ATP binding
Source: RefSeq, a predicted model, not a curated record
UUCACUCUGGCUGACAUUUAUCAACGGAGGUGCAUCACUUUUUUCCAUAUUGGGCUGGUGUGAGGAGCAGUGAACGAGGCCUUGAGUCCUGACCCGUCAUCAAGAUGAGAUUUGCUGUGUUAAUCCUUUUUGCCUGCUGUGCUCUUACAGCACGGACGUUGGCUGACGACACAAAACAAUACAAAACGCCUGCUCCUAUGGGUACUGCUGAGGCCUUUGUAGAUCCAGGCAAUAAAACAUCACCGGCAACCCCAACUACACCAACGGCUAAACCAACAACUAAACCAACAACUAAACCAACUACCAAACCAACAACUAAACCAACGACUAAACCAACGACUAAACCAACGACUAAACCAACAACCACACCAAAAACCACGCCAAAAACUACCCCAAAAACUACCCCAACAACCAAACCAACAACAACUCCAGCACCUCAACCUACUCCAGCUGCCAAUUUGACUAUAGGAAACUAUAAUCUGACGGUCAACAAGAAGGUCUGCCUGAUGGCUCAGAUGGAGCUCCAAAUCAGGCUGGAAACACCAAAGGCCAAUGGAACCUUCAUUGUUCAACCAUCGCAGACUAAGCCAAGUGGCGAAUGCUUGGAAACCAAAGCCAACCUGACGCUUUCGUUCUCACAGGGUUUCAUCACCUUCAUCUUCCACAAGAAAGUUCCUAAUAACACUGCCUAUGCUGAUACUGUAACUGUUAAGCUGGACUACCCCUUCUCAAAGACAGGACCCAAUAAUUACUUUGCCACAAACAAUUCGCUGAAUCUGUUCGCUGCAAGGAUCGGAUACUGCUACUCCUGCAAGAAGGAAACUGUCUACAUUGGAAAUGGGCUGUACCUGGAUAUCACCAAGGACCAAAUGCAGGCCUUCAACAUCUCCAACGGAGAAUUUGGCAAACCCGACUUCUGUCCAGCCGACCAACCUGAUUACCGUGUCGCCAUAGCAGUGGGGAUCACUCUGCUGGUGCUCAUCGUCAUCGUGCUGAUAGUCUACCUGCUGGGGCGGAGGAGAAGGACAGCAGGCUACCAGUCCCUCUAAGGACCAGUUCAUUUUAUUCCCUAAAGAAGUGAGCUUCUGGAUAAGGGAGCGGAGAGUCUUGGGUAAAAAAACAUCUGUGAGGCGCCUCCUGCCACAUUUAACUCCUCCCAUUUGUUGCAUUAUUUCUAAAGUUUGCCAUUAAUAACGUUUAAACCAUACCUAUAAAUCCUAAUAUGAAUACAGAGGUUAAAAAAAACUGACACGGUAAUUAAAGUAAAUGACUAAAAUGAUAAUUAUUACAUUUACUUCAGCAUCAGUCUUUCAGUGAAACCAUCAGGGUACGGAUUUUUUUCUUUCAUUUUUAUUAAAAAGGUUUGUGCAGUAGGUUCUAGAGAGAUUUUCCUGCCUGACCUCUUAAUUUUGUAAUUUUCUAACAACUUUCUGUUUGUAAUCAUCUGUCACAUAGGAGAUCAGAGGGUUGUUUGACAUAUGUGAUGUAAUAAUCAACACAAAACGGGAACUAGAAGGGAUUAUUUUAACAUGAAUUGCACUGAUUGCUGUUUGUCUACAUGUUUUUAACCGUCCUUUUGUUUUAAUGCAGCAAUUUGAAAAAAAAAUCAAAAGUAAUUUUUUCUUAAAGUAAGUGAAAUUGUUCUCGGAUUGAGCAGGUAAAACAUUUUGCCAAGGUAACAAGAACAAUCUUAUUUUAAGAGUAAAAAAACUAAUUCUAUUGACAGACUAUCUCAUUUACCUACUCAGAUUAAGGGUUAAUACACUUAAUAUAAGAAAUUUUUACUUAUUUGUAGAUCGUUUUUCCAGAGAUGAGAGAGCAAAUCCAGCUCUAUGAUUGUCUGUUUCUUUUAAAGUCAUGAUUCAUAAAGUGAAUCAAAAAAAGGGAUGACUGGGAGUUAGUGAUGGAGACCAGACCACAGGCUAACGAUGUUGUUUAAAGCCAGCUGUGUUUGCUUCCAACAAACUCUGAAUGUGUUGGAAACCCUUGAUGAUCGCUAACAUCUUCCUCCGUCGGGUCGAAAAAGGGGCAAGAAAUCUAUUACAGCUAAAAAACAAAUCAAAAAAUAAAAAUAAAAAAGCUUGUUUAGCUUUAUUAGACACCAGCAAAUGAAUCAGACUAUUUUUCAUUGGAGAGUUUAGCCUCUAAUGUGGAUCUAAUGUGGAUUUUGUUUAUUUCUUUACACACAUUGUGACCCGUUGGUUGCGUGGCAUUUGGGAAUAUUUGCUUUGGUUUAUAACCUUUUAUUGUGUGUGUUUUUUUAUUCUAUUCUACUGGCUGUCCCUUUUUAUGGGGUUUUUCCACACAGAGCUACACUAAAAUUAAUAAUCAAAUAAAAAUUAGUGAGUUAGUUCCUCUUCAAAUGACUGUUUUUCUGUUUUAAGCAGGUAAAUGAUUACAGUUAUCAAUGGAAUACCAGGAUUUAUGUUUAAAACAAGUAAAAACAACUUAAAUAUUUUAUUUUGAAGUUUUUUUUACCGGCUCAAAUUAAGGGCAAAUCUACUGAUUUAUUAUUUUUACUUAUUUUGAAAUCAGUUUUCACUGUUUAGUAGCAGAUUAAUUCCUACAAUGCAACAAUCUCAAUAAAAAUAAGUGUAUGUUUCUUAAGUAAGUGUAUUUUUCCUUUAAUCUACCUAUAGAAUAAGAUGAUUUUCAUUUAAAAUAAGAGAAAAAUAACCGUAAAGGGCAAAAACACUCAUUUUAUUAGCAGAUUAUCUUAUUUACCUCCAUAAAUUGAGGUCAAAUAAAUUUAUUUUUAGAGACAUUUUAUAAUUUUUAGCUGCUUUUUUUCAGUAAACAGGCUUUGUGCUUUAUUUGGACAAGUUAUUUAGAAGUUAAAUAUACUAGAUGUGAAAGCCAACCAAGAGUCUAAAGGGAGUUUCUUAUAAGGGAUUUUCAAGUUCACAUUAAAAAGGAAGAAAACACCAAAAGGGAAUAAAAGAAAAAUGUUUUCUGUUUCGUCCAGACGAUGUGGUGGGAUUCAAACUAAACUAACAUGCUGCACUGUCAGAUCCACGGAAGGAGAGAUCUAGAAAGCUGUUGUUGUAUAAAAACACCCGUACUGUUACAUAAUGAAUAUGUUCUUCACGUAAAAGUCUUUGGGUCCCACCUGCAUUUUAAGCAUUUUGUUUAAAAAUAAAAAAUAAAACAACCUAACAAACAGCAGUACAUGAAAAAGUCAGGUUUGUGCGUUGUCAUUUAUUUGCUGUUGCCAUUUUGUUUUGUAUGUUGCUGAAUUUCUUUGCCAAUAAAAACAUAUAUUUCUAA